AUGACGACAGCUUCAGAGCUUUUCUCUGAGGAUGCUCGGACGCGAUUUUCGCACACCAAAGCGUUGUUUGAGCAGUUGGAACGGCAACAAGAAGUGAUGGUUAUGAGGUCUCCGAGUUGUUUUGACCUUGUGAAAUGUGCGAUUCCCACAUUCUUCUGGACCAUCGGCCAAAGUAGCACGAAGUUACCACUACUUAUUCCCCUGGAAAUUCUAAUAUCCGGGUUACGGUGA
Messenger RNA from Haemonchus placei, 231 nucleotides. Lineage: Eukaryota; Metazoa; Nematoda; Chromadorea; Rhabditida; Trichostrongylidae. The record is from the annotation of a GenBank genome assembly.